CACUUCACGGUUAUGCUGUCCUAUUCCGUAUCUCCCUGUUCCGCAUAUGCAUAUUGUCCAUGACGUUAACAUCCAAGAUAUCGGCCCUCAUCGCGUCUGGGUCGGUGAGAUCUGUUUGGCUUUGUUAUUUAACAAGGCGCCAUCAAUCGUUGAAGCUUGAAGCUUGCUGCUUGAAGUCUAGAAUCCCCUACUUCGAAAGUUUUGACAUUUAUUAGAUGUCUUACCUCGGAGAAUGGCCAGACAGCGAUCGGGAUUCGGAGUCAUCUUUUGCUGACUCCAUCGAUGAUGACCACAAUGGCAUAGCCACGACGAGUCCAGUCGAAGAAAGUAGCUGGCACGACGAGUAUACACCCCCCAAGAACAAUAGAAAGUCCUCCACCAUCUACUCUAAGGGCCCUGAAAGUGGCUCGGACAAGUCAAUCUCUUCAAAAACACGCGAUGAAUUUCAGAAAAUGUGUAAGAAGAUCUACGGCGGUCCCAUCUGCCUUGUCACGGGGAUAAGUGACCCCAUCGUUAUGCAGAUGGCGUAUGUCAUUCCACGAAGAACCAAAGGCAAUAUGUUAACGCUCUACGAAUAUUGCCUCGGCUUAGAGUUCAAAACUUUGCAUGUUGACAGCAGGACAAACCUUUUUCCUCUCAACCCCUCUUGGCAUACGCUUUUUGAUAAAAAAACAUGGCUUCUCCUGCCGGACGCAGCGACAAUGAGAGACGUCCAUAAUCAUGUCAAGGCAGUUAUCGAAUGGAGGCAAAGUCUCAACUCUAAAGUCAUCAUACCCCUCCGGUCACAGUGGCCAUCCAAUACCAAAACACAGUACAGUUUCAUAUCGAUAUCCUGCACAGCCUACUCGAUCUCGCUCAAAAAGGAUGGAGAUUUUUUUACUUAUCAACAUCCUUUUUCCAACUUCCCGUUGCUCGAGUCUCACAUCCUCCCUCCAUAUGCGGUGAUAAAUGCAGCUCAGAAGUUGAGCAGAAAUCAGAUCGAUGGGAUCGUUCGUGACCGUCAUGCGGAACAGACAAAAGAGUUCGAGGAACUGAAACAGAGACUCACCCUCAUGUGUGAUACUUGGGAUCUUUUCAUGGGUGCCAAAGGCGUUGCGAUGGCUUGGGGGAAGUCAGAAGUGGGGGAUAAGUCAGAAGUGGUGGGUAAUAGGAAGAGAAAACAGAGUGACUCGGGUCAGACAGACAGACAUGGCACACGGUCCAAAACGCGUUCUGCACAUGGUGGCCAUCGCAAACAUGAACGGCCACCCGAUUCAAGCGGGGCCACUCUCACUAAGCAUGCAGUCUCACGUCUUGAAAAGCAGAAAUCGGAUGACUGGGAAGUUAGCAUCAGACAAUGGGUCGCAGAGUCGACCAGGGUCUCAUCCUCAGUAGACCCGAAUCUUCCGCUUGAUUUUGCUCUUGCUUAGUAACAUUUCUGCCCUUUUUUAUCUCGAUACCAG
Messenger RNA from Suillus subalutaceus, 1442 nucleotides. RefSeq lists its product as uncharacterized. The transcript has 5 exons. Lineage: Eukaryota; Fungi; Basidiomycota; Agaricomycetes; Boletales; Suillaceae. The coding region runs from base 216 to 1409 and encodes 397 amino acids. The record is from RefSeq and is a predicted model, not a curated record.